UUAACUAUUUUUUGCUGUGUCUAUAUAUAUUUAUAGUUCCAUCCAUCAGUUUCCCCUGCACUGAAAAAAAGUGAAAAGGCUGUUACACACACUGCCACCAAAGAGGCCUUUUUCCUCCAUUUUGACGUGCCCCAAAUCAGAGUUUUUUCUUUCCACACACACACACUGGUGGUUGAGUGGUUCUUCUCAAAAUGGGUGAGAAAGAUGAUGAUUUUGGGUUGAGUUUGAGUUUGAGUUUGGGGAGAGUGAACCAACAACAACAACAACCUCCUCCUUUGAAUCACAUGCACCAGCCUCAACAACUACAAACUGUUCCCAUGAAUCACAAUAAGACUCUCUUUGGUGAUUUGUCUCAGUUACCAGCAGACCGGAGCUCCGAAAUGAUACGAGGAAUCGACGUCAAUUCGGCGGCGGAGUGCGACGGCGUUUCCUCGCCGAACAGCGCUGUCUCGAGCGUGAGCGGCGGCGACGGCAAGCAGAGCGAGAGGGACGACGAUAAUAAUGCUGCCGCCGUGGCCGGUGAGAGGACCUCGUGCUCGCGAGGGAGCGACGAUGACGACGGUGGUGGCAGCGAUGCCUCGAGGAAGAAGCUGAGGCUGACGAAAGAACAGUCCAUGGUGUUGGAAGAAACGUUCAAGGAGCAUAGCACGCUGAAUCCGAAACGGAAGCAAGCGUUGGCAGAGGAGUUGAAUCUGAAGCCCAGACAAGUAGAGGUGUGGUUUCAGAACAGAAGAGCAAGGACCAAGUUGAAGCAAACUGAAGUGGAUUGUGAAUACUUAAAGAGAUGCUAUGAGAAUUUAACUGAAGAGAAUAGAAGGUUGCACAAGGAGGUCCAAGAGCUUAGGGCAUUGAAAUUAUCCCCACAAAUGUACAUGCAUAUGAACCCUCCCACCACUCUUACAAUAUGCCCUUCUUGUGAGCGUACUCACUCCUUUGCAUCCUCCUCCACUGCCACCGUCCACUCGGCGGUGGCGGCCACAUCGAGCAAUCGCAAACUGUUCGGCACAAACAUCCGGCUGCCUGUGUCCUUCAACACUCGGCCAUUUGAAGGCCCAAUUCCCCGGCCAUAAUUGGUUGAGGCCUGAGGACAAUGUGAUAUUUAUAAUGAUGUCUAGACAUUUUUAAUUACUAGACAUGUAUGCAUGGAAAAAAAUCAAAUUGCAACGGAACACCAAUUUGUGGUUUUUGUUAGGAAUCAAGGAACUUGGUUAAGUCUUCAGUGAAGGGUUGUUCUAUUUUGUGUAUGCUAUAAGUUAUAGCUAGUCAACUUCAGGAUUUGUGUAGGGUAGAUAUGUUACCGGCGAGGUAUGGUUUGAGUGGGGUAAGAUUUUCAUAUGCCGAAUAGUACUAGCUAGCAUUUAUUAGUUUAGACUUAUAAAAAGAAGAGAAAGAGAAUCCGAAUCUGUGAUGUUCUCAUCAAAUUGGAGAUUAACGUGGAGGAGUGAUUGUGAUUUCUCAAUUGGAGUUUUUUGUCUACCUUUGCGUAGAUGUCCUAGAACUACAGAUGUAAAUAAAUAAAUAAAUAAAUAAACAAUUUUUCCUUCAGAUUC
Messenger RNA from Glycine soja, 1550 nucleotides. Its product is annotated as homeobox-leucine zipper protein HAT3-like. Bases 192 to 1070 code for a protein of 292 amino acids. Gene Ontology annotation, cellular component: nucleus. The transcript is spliced from 4 exons. Gene Ontology annotation, molecular function: DNA-binding transcription factor activity, RNA polymerase II-specific; sequence-specific DNA binding. The record is from RefSeq and is a predicted model, not a curated record. Gene Ontology annotation, biological process: regulation of DNA-templated transcription. Lineage: Eukaryota; Viridiplantae; Streptophyta; Magnoliopsida; Fabales; Fabaceae.